Eriocheir sinensis (Chinese mitten crab) is the source of this 2001-nucleotide messenger RNA. RefSeq names its product transcription initiation factor TFIID subunit 12-like (gene Taf12). The record is from RefSeq and is a predicted model, not a curated record. NCBI's taxonomy places the organism in Eukaryota, Metazoa, Arthropoda, Malacostraca, Decapoda, Varunidae. Gene Ontology annotation, biological process: DNA-templated transcription initiation; RNA polymerase II preinitiation complex assembly. Gene Ontology annotation, cellular component: SLIK (SAGA-like) complex; transcription factor TFIID complex; SAGA complex. Bases 248 to 1045 code for a protein of 265 amino acids. Gene Ontology annotation, molecular function: protein heterodimerization activity; DNA binding; TBP-class protein binding. The transcript has 6 exons.
ACUAAUUUGGUGUUUUUAUUUUUAUUCAAGAUGAGAUAUUGUUGUUUUAUCAUCAUUAUUUAAUCUACAAAUAAGAGAGGUGAAGUAUUUUGUUAAGCCCGCGGCCUCUGUUGUUUACUAACGUGGAGGCGUCCUGGCGAGAGGAAAUCCUUACUCCGAGACUCCAGUUCCAGUCCCCUAAGGCAGACUUCCCACCCGUGCUGCCUUUCCUGUGGCGCUGAGCCGGGCAGAGCGCAGCGGCACCAGCAUGUCCCAACCCGUGCAGCAGGUGGUGGGGGGCCAGAUGGUGCAGGUGCAGGGCCAGGUGGUCUCCGGCACCCAGGUGGUCAACAGUGCCGGCCAGGUGGUAAUGUCAACAGCAGCAGGCUUGACAGGACUGAGCGGACAACAGUUGGUGACCCAGUUGGUGCCCAGCCAGGGUAUGCAGGGCCAGGUGGUUCACCAGACGGCCACCCCAAUUGGUGUGACCACGACCCUUGCCUCGGCCAUAUCCCAAGGACAGGUGGUGGUGAGCGGACAGACCGUUCAACAGGUGGUAUCAGGACAGCAGAUUCAGACCAUGGCCAGCGCUCAGCAGACACAGCAGGUGGUGGCCGCUCAACCUAGUCUGGUCACUGUCCCCGCUGCCACUGCCACCACACAGGUCAAGCCGCCAACCCCUCUCAACCAGGCUGUUCCCGCCCCUCCCUCCUCAACCAAUGCUUCUGCUGACACCACUGCUCCUGUGCUCAACAAACAGAGGAUCACUGAGCUGGUGAGGGAAGUGGACCCGACAGAGCAGCUGGAGGAGGAGGUGGAGGAAAUGCUUCUCUCAAUCGCAGACGACUUCAUCGAGUCUACUGUCAACGCAGCGUGUCGCCUCGCCAAACACCGAGGCGCUCGCUCCCUCGACGUAAAGGAUGUCCAGAUGUACCUUGAGCGCAACUGGCACAUGUGGCUUCCAGGGUUCGGCACUGAUGAACUCCGGCCCUACAAGAGAGCGCCAACCACAGAAGCCCACAAGCAACGUCUGGCACUUAUCAGGAAGGCCAUCAAAAAGUACUGAUUCGAUAGUUAAGCUGCAUCCCACCAAGCCUUUCUGGCCCAACACAGUUCCUAUGCUGCAUGUAGGUUGUCCAGGGUUAUAUAUACAAAGGCCUGCAGUGUAGAUGUCAGUGGUAAGUUCUCCUCCACAUUGGACUAGAGAAAGCUUAAAGUAUUCUGUAUUCAUUUUUUGUCUUAAUCUUUGCUUUUUCUUCCCCUCUCGAAGCAUAUCAGGAAGGAUAGUGUUUUACCGUGAAUAUUUUGUCUUGAAAGUUUAUUGGUUGCUUUUAGGAUCGGAUUUUAUUUGCAUGCAUCGCCGAUUAUUUCCCGUCAUCUGCCAGAGUAAGUUCCGUAGCUGAAGCCAUUUAUCCAGUGAGUAGUGUUCCCCUAUGCAAUAGAGUGAGCUUCAGCUUGGACUUCAAAAUUGCCUCAUAGUAGUGAUUGGUGCCCUGGAAGGCUGCUGGGAUUUGUCAUGGGAUUUUAUUUUUUUUCCUUUGAAAGAAUUUAGAGUAACGUGAGUUAUGGCUCUGAUGGGAGACAUGACGACAACACAGGUGGACAGGCUGAGUGAUGGUGUGCUGGAGCGUCACCAUUGUCUGUGUACAUGUGACAGGAGGCAGCAUGUUUGUGUCCUCAGGGUUCAGAGCUCCCUAGGUUGGCAGAGAGUCUUUAGGCUCAGCAUCUGCAUGACCUCUGUGGCUCACUAAGGAAGGCAAAGGCGCUGAAGGUUAGGGACAGUAAAGUAUUGAAUAGCAUCUGUAGGAAGGUGCGUAGGUCAUGUAGUGUCAAGUAUUUCACAAAAUAUUCCAUAAGAAUUUUUAUAAAAGUUGUGAUUCAGAGUUUGUAUAAAUUGUUUAGUAUUAAGGAAGAUGAGUGACGUUGAAAUCUCGACCUGUGUGAGGAAGUGUCAGGAGUUGUUGAUGCCUUCCCGGGCUGCAGACAGUGAUGUGUGUUGUAAUAAAAAGGACUAAGGAAAAA